AUGGGGGAUCCAGGACAAUCCCCUGGUCUUUGGUUCCCCCAUGGUAGCCCCCCAACUCUAAGCAUUCUCACUCUCCUGCUGCUUCUCUGUGGAUAUGCUCAUUCUCAAUGCAAGAUCCUGCGCUGCAACGCCGAGUAUGUCUCGUCCACGCUGAGCCUCAGAGGAGGCGAGUCCCCAGGGGAGCUCGGCGGCGGCCGGGGUGCUGGGCUGGGCUCCGGCGGCCUGUGCCGCGCGCUCCGCUCCUACGCGCUCUGCACGCGGCGCACGGCGCGCACCUGCCGCGGGGACCUGGCCUUCCACUCGGCCGUGCACGGCAUCGAGGACCUGAUGAUUCAGCACAACUGCUCGCGCCAGGGCCCCACAGCCCCGCCCCCGCCGCGGGGCCCCGGCCUUGGGGGCGCAGGACCCGCCCGCUCCUCUGGGCCCCCGGCCCCGGACCCCUGUGACUACGAAGGCCGCUUUGCCCGGCUUCACGGCCGGCCCCCGGGCUUCCUGCAUUGCGCCUCCUUCGGGGACCCUCACGUGCGCAGCUUUCACCACCACUUUCACACGUGCCGCGUUCAAGGGGCUUGGCCCUUGCUGGAUAACGACUUCCUCUUUGUUCAAGCCACCAGCUCCCCCGUGGCUUCGGGGGCCAACGCCACCACCACCCGGAAGCUCACCAUCAUAUUUAAAAACAUGCAAGAAUGCAUUGAUCAGAAGGUCUACCAGGCCGAAGUGGACAAUCUUCCUGCAGCCUUUGAAGACGGUUCUAUCAACGGAGGCGACAGGCCUGGGGGCUCAAGCUUAUCCAUUCAGAGCGCUAACAUUGGGAGCCACGUGGAGAUCCGAGCUGCCUAUAUCGGCACAACAAUAAUCAUCCGGCAGACAGCCGGCCAGCUCUCCUUCUCCAUCCGAGUAGCUGAGGACGUGGCCCAGGCCUUCUCGGCUGAGCAGGACCUGCAGCUCUGUGUGGGAGGCUGUCCCCCCAGCCAAAGACUCUCUCGGUCAGAGCGCAGUCGCCGGGGAGCCGUAUCCAUUGAUGAGGCCAGACAGUUGUGCAAGAAAGGGCUGCCUGUGGAAGACGCUUACUUCCAUUCCUGUGUCUUUGAUGUUUCGACCUCUGGUGACCCUAACUUUACCAUGGCCGCUCAGACAGCUCUAGAGGAUGCUCGAGCCUUUUUGCCAGACUUAGAGAAGCUGCACCUCUUCCCCUCCGAUGCUGGGGUUCCUCUGUCCUUGGCCACCUCCCUAGUCCCACUCCUUUCUGGACUCUUUUUUCUUUGGUUUUCCAGUCAAUAG
Elephantulus edwardii (Cape elephant shrew) is the source of this 1281-nucleotide messenger RNA. It is a transcript of the gene HJV, whose product is annotated as hemochromatosis type 2 (juvenile). The transcript has 3 exons. The coding region runs from base 1 to 1281 and encodes 426 amino acids. Lineage: Eukaryota; Metazoa; Chordata; Mammalia; Macroscelidea; Macroscelididae. Gene Ontology annotation, cellular component: plasma membrane. The record is from RefSeq and is a predicted model, not a curated record. Gene Ontology annotation, biological process: BMP signaling pathway. Gene Ontology annotation, molecular function: coreceptor activity.